CGACAACGAUACGUCUAAUAAUUAAAAAAAAAAAACAUGAGUGAAAAUCAGGAACAAGGUGCGGGAUUAGUUCCACCUUGCGUUGACUGGGAUAAUAACGAAGAUGCAGCUUCCGAGAGCUCGGAACAUGAGUCGACAGCUUCUGUGGAUGAUCGCCCCGUGUGUGCCAUUUGCGGUACUCCCUUCGACGGUCCAAUGGAAAUGGACCAUGUGCGCACUCGCAACACCGCGCCGAGCGGUCCUGCAGAUGAAAGCGUUAACCACACGCCUUCUGACCAUCAGCAGUCUGUUGGGAUCAACGUCAGCAUAGCUAUUGCCCCAGCCGGUGGACCACCAGUUACAAUUGGAUUUACUGGUGGUGAAGCGAUCUCUAGUCAAACACCCGCUUCUUUUAUCUUGACAAAUCGCCAUCCUACCAACGUCUUCGUUCAGAUUCAGCCAAAUGGCUUGACUGCUGCUCAAGGCCAGUCAACCAGUUGCAGCGAGGUGUUCAUUUCCGAAAGUGUGGUUCGUUGCCCCAUUUGCCUUCUCUUGGCCACCAAUCCCCGUGCCACCAGUUGUGGCCACGUCUUUUGCGAACUGUGUCUGCAACGCGCCCUCGAAUAUCGUAAAAUUUGCCCCACUUGCGGUGUGCCUCAGGAGUAUAUCAAUUCUCUACAAAUCUUUCCAUGAACAUAAUGUUAUAAGCCUUUGUUGCCAAUAAACUUGAAAAUUGGCCAAUAUAUAAUUAACAAGGGA
Molecule: messenger RNA, 738 nt
Organism: Drosophila elegans
Lineage: Eukaryota; Metazoa; Arthropoda; Insecta; Diptera; Drosophilidae
Exons: 4
Coding region: 37-672 (211 amino acids)
Source: RefSeq, a predicted model, not a curated record